AUGAGGUCAGAAGCCUUGCUGCUAUAUUUCACACUGCUACACUUUGCUGGGGCUGGUUUCCCAGAAGAUUCUGAGCCAAUCAGUAUUUCGCAUGGCAACUAUACAAAACAGUAUCCGGUGUUUGUGGGCCACAAGCCAGGACGGAACACCACACAGAGGCAUAGACUGGACAUCCAGAUGAUUCUGAUCAUGAAUAGAACCCUCUACAUUGCUGCUAGGGACCAUAUUUAUACUCUUGAUAUAGACACUUCACAUGCAGAAGAAAUUUACUGUAGCAAAAAACUGACAUGGAAAUCUAGACAGGCUGAUGUAGACACAUGCAGAAUGAAGGGAAAACAUAAGGAUGAGUGUCACAACUUUAUUAAAGUUCUUCUAAAGAAAAGUGAUGACACGUUGUUUGUCUGUGGAACUAAUGCCUUCAACCCUUCCUGCAGAAACUAUAAGAUGGAUACUUUGGAGCCUUUUGGGGAUGAGUUUAGUGGGAUGGCCAGAUGCCCUUAUGAUGCCAAACACGCCAACGUUGCACUGUUUGCAGAUGGAAAGUUGUAUUCAGCCACAGUGACGGACUUCCUCGCCAUUGAUGCUGUCAUUUACCGGAGUCUCGGAGACAGCCCAACCCUGAGAACUGUCAAGCACGAUUCAAAAUGGUUGAAAGAGCCAUAUUUCGUCCAAGCAGUGGAUUAUGGAGACUACAUCUACUUCUUCUUCAGGGAGAUAGCUGUGGAGUACAACACCAUGGGGAAGGUCGUUUUCCCGAGAGUGGCUCAGGUUUGCAAGAACGACAUGGGAGGGUCACAGAGAGUGCUGGAAAAACAAUGGACAUCUUUUCUAAAGGCACGUCUGAACUGCUCUGUUCCUGGAGACUCUCAUUUUUAUUUCAACAUACUCCAGGCAGUUACAGAUGUGAUCCGCAUCAAUGGCCGUGACGUUGUCCUGGCAACAUUUUCCACACCUUAUAACAGCAUUCCUGGGUCUGCAGUCUGUGCCUAUGACAUGAUCGACAUUGCCAAUGUGUUUACUGGGAGAUUCAAGGAGCAGAAGUCUCCAGAUUCUACAUGGACACCAGUUCCUGAUGAACGCGUGCCUAAGCCCAGGCCAGGAUGCUGCGCUGGCUCAUCCUCCUUAGAAAAAUAUGCAUCCUCCAAUGAGUUUCCUGAUGACACCCUCAACUUCAUUAAGACACACCCACUCAUGGAUGAAGCCGUGCCUUCCAUUAUCAACAGGCCGUGGUUCCUGAGAACAAUGGUCAGAUACCGCUUGACCAAAAUUGCAGUGGACACUGCUGCGGGGCCCUAUCAGAAUCACACUGUGGUUUUCCUGGGAUCAGAGAAGGGAAUCAUCUUGAAGUUCCUGGCCAGGAUAGGAAAUAGUGGUUUCCUAAAUGACAGCCUUUUCCUGGAGGAGAUGAGCGUUUAUAACCCUGAAAAGUGCAGCUAUGAUGGAGUAGAAGACAAGAGGAUUAUGGGUAUGCAGCUGGACAAAGCAAGCAGCUCCCUGUACGUUGCAUUCUCGACCUGUGUGAUCAAAGUUCCCCUUGGCCGGUGUGAGCGUCAUGGGAAGUGUAAAAAAACCUGCAUCGCUUCCAGAGACCCUUAUUGUGGGUGGGUAAAGGAAGGAGGUUCUUGUGCCCAUCUGUCACCCAAUAGCAGGCUGAGUUUUGAACAGGACAUAGAACGUGGCAAUACAGAUGGUCUAGGAGACUGUCAUAAUUCCUUUGUGGCACUGAAUGGGCACUCCAGUUCCCUCUUGCCCAGCACCACUACGUCAGACUCCAUGGCUCAAGAGGGGUAUAAGUCUGAGGGAGGAAAGCUGGACUCGAAGGACUGGCUCCAUUCAUUUGACAGCACAGACCCAUCGGGGGCAGUGUCUUCCCAUAAUCACCAAGACAAGAAGGGAGUCAUUCGGGAGAGUUACCUCAAAGGCCACGACCAGCUGGUGCCCAUCAGCCUCUUGGCCAUCGCGGUGAUCCUGGCUUUUGUCAUGGGGGCCGUGUUCUCGGGCAUCAUCGUCUACUGCAUCUGUGACCACCGGCGCAAGGACGGGAGCGAGGUGGCGCGCAAGGACAAGGAGCUCACGCACUCGCGCCGCGGCUCCAUGAGCAGUGUGACCAAGCCCGAGGCCAUCCUCACGCCGCUCAUGCCCAACGGCAAGCUCCCCACGCCCAGCAACACGGCCAAGAUGCUCAUCAAGGCCGAGCAGCACCACUUGGACCUGGUCGCGCUGCCCACCCCGGAGUCCACCCCGACACUGCAGCAGAAGCGGAAGCCCAGCCGAGGCAGCCGCGAGUGGGAGCGGAACCAGAACCUCAUCAACGCCUGCACCAAGGACAUGCCCCCCAUGGCCUCCCCCGUGAUCCCCACCGACCUGCCCCUGCGGGCGUCCCCCAGCCACAUCCCCAGCGUGGUGGUGCUGCCCAUCACGCAGCAGGGCUACCAGCACGAGUACGUGGACCAGCCCAAAAUGAGUGAGGUGGCCCAGAUGGCGCUGGACGACCAGGCUGCCACGCUGGAGUAUAAGACCAUCAAGGAGCAUCUCAGCAGCAAGAGCCCCAACCAUGGGGUGAACCUCGUGGAGAACCUGGACAGCCUGCCCCCCAAAGUCCCUCAGCGGGAGGCCUCCCUGGGCCCCCCGGGAGCCUCCCUGUCUCAGAGUGGCCUGAGCAAGCGGCUGGAAAUGCACCACUCCUCCUCCUACGGCCUUGACUAUAAGAGGAGCUACCCCACGAACUCGCUCACGAGGGGCCACCAGGCCACCACUCUGAAAAGAAACAAUACUAACUCCUCCAAUUCCUCCCACCUCUCCAGAAACCAGAGCUUCGGCCGGGGAGACAACCCGCCGCCCGCGCCGCAGCGGGUGGACUCCAUCCAGGUGCACGGCGCGCCGCCCGCGGGCCCCGCCGUGACUGUGUCGAGGCAGCCGAGCCUCAACGCCUACAGCUCGCUCACGCGGCCAGGCCUCAAGCGCACGCCCUCGCUAAAGCCGGACGUCCCUCCCAAACCCUCCUUCGCGCCCCUUUCCACGUCCAUGAAGCCCAAUGACGCGUGUACAUAA
Messenger RNA from Elephantulus edwardii (Cape elephant shrew), 3051 nucleotides. RefSeq names its product sema domain, transmembrane domain (TM), and cytoplasmic domain, (semaphorin) 6A (gene SEMA6A). The transcript has 18 exons. Gene Ontology annotation, biological process: negative chemotaxis; semaphorin-plexin signaling pathway; neural crest cell migration. The record is from RefSeq and is a predicted model, not a curated record. NCBI's taxonomy places the organism in Eukaryota, Metazoa, Chordata, Mammalia, Macroscelidea, Macroscelididae. The coding region runs from base 1 to 3051 and encodes 1016 amino acids. Gene Ontology annotation, molecular function: semaphorin receptor binding; chemorepellent activity.